CACCUGUCAAAAUGUACCGUUGUGUUUAUAUUAUUUAAAAUCAUUGUUAAUCCUAUGAAAUAAGCAAAAAAAAGUGUGUCAAUCGUGUUAGUUCACGUAAUUCGUGAUUUCGAUCCGAUUAUAAUAAGGAUGGAUCAUUUGGCGCAAGAUUUAUCCGUUGCUUUGGAAGAAUCUGAAUCUUGCGGCGCUAUGAUUUUAGAUGGUGGUAGAAAAUGGGGCAUUCGACGAAGAACUCGUUCGGCAGGAAAUUUACACCUUUACGUUAAUAAAUCUGGUGACAACCAAUCUGAAGACAGCUCAAGCAGCAACUCAGAGGUCAGAGUACCAGAACGUAACAGAACGAAAUAUCACUCCGAUUCGGAUGAUAUGUCGAUAAGUUUCGCUGUUGGUCGUGCAAUAAAUUCGCGAUCCCACUCGUUAAGGGUUAAAUCAUCCCUUCAUCACUUAUUCCGUACUACGCGUUACAACAAAAUGGGUAAGAAAUUAAAUUUUACACCCAUCUUGAUGAUUAACCCCCCUCCCAAUAAAGAAUUUAAAUCAAAAUCACUAAUCUAUCUCUAUAUUAAAAAAAAAUUAGGCGUUUUAGGGAUGAGUUUAAGUCUUGAAAGUGACUCAUUCAACGAACAUUCACCGGCCAGACCAAAUUUACGACGUAAACGUAAAUUAAAAAGGAUGAGCAUCGAUGAAACACCUAUUCCACCGUGUGGAAAACGCAAAAGACCCCAGAGAUUCGAAAUGAUUGAUAAUAAUCGCGGUUUCGGACAGAAAAUUAAACCUUUACAUCAAAGUGUUGUGGAUAAAAUCGAAAAGUUUUGCCAAACUGUUGAAAUAAAUGAUUGUAAUCAAAUGGAAACUCAAUAUAUUGAUGAUAAUUGCGAUGUGGCAAGCGAAAGUAGUUUAAGUUGGAGUGGAGGAGAGGGACACGAAGGUGAUGAUGAAUUAACUGAUUGGGCACCUACACAAGAUAAUAAUUCUAGUUUGGAUCAAUCUUGGAAUGAUGAUCAGCGUGAGAUUCGAGCAGGUUGUAGGAGGCUUCGUGAGGAACGUCCAGGUUUUAGCAUCAGUACUGGAGCUAAUGAAAGAGUGGCAAAGUUUUUGCAAGACUCCAAUCGAUCUGAAUUAAGACUUUUUGGAGCUGAACAUGAAAAGUUAGGUCAAUUGGCUUCUUUAUACUCUUUGGAUCAUUGGUUUGAUGGCUCCAGUUCGUUGUUAAAAAAGACGAGCAGAACGCCUUGCAUGCAACCCACUCAAAGACAUCAUAAUGGUCAUAACGCCGCUCACAAGAAAAUUAGGACACAAGAUAGAGGGAUUAUAUAAGAUUCUUUUUUAAUUUUUAAUUCGUAAAAGGGUUUAAUGUAGGGAUUUUAAAGUAGGUUUUUAUAGUUGUGUAUUUAUUAGGUAAUUUUAACAAAGUAUUUUGGAGUUAAGACUUAAAAUUCUCAAAAUGCAUUUAUUUCAUUGGUGGUUAAAUGACAUAUCGUUUUUAAUUUAAAAAAUAAAACUAGAGUAAUUAAUAACGUAAUGAAGCUCAAGAUUGUGUGAAAGUAUUUUAAACUAACGUCUUCAAAUUUAGUACAAAAAGUGGGUAAUUUUGAAUGUUCGUCGAUUCCAAAUUGUAAAUAAACUGUUUAGUUUUAAA
This is a messenger RNA of Onthophagus taurus, 1639 nucleotides long. The record is from RefSeq and is a predicted model, not a curated record. Lineage: Eukaryota; Metazoa; Arthropoda; Insecta; Coleoptera; Scarabaeidae.